Molecule: messenger RNA, 3303 nt
Organism: Loxodonta africana (African savanna elephant)
Lineage: Eukaryota; Metazoa; Chordata; Mammalia; Proboscidea; Elephantidae
Gene: SLC12A1
Product: solute carrier family 12 member 1
Exons: 26
Coding region: 1-3303 (1100 amino acids)
Biological process (GO): cell volume homeostasis; potassium ion import across plasma membrane; sodium ion homeostasis
Cellular component (GO): apical plasma membrane
Molecular function (GO): sodium:potassium:chloride symporter activity
Source: RefSeq, a predicted model, not a curated record
AUGUCGCUUAACAACUCUUCCCAUGUGUUCCUGGAUUCAGUCCCCAGUAAUACCACUCGCUUUCAGGUUAAUGUCAUAACUGAGAGCCACGAGAGCUGUGUGGCUGCAGAUGACAACACUGACCCGCCACACUAUGAAGAAACCUCUUUUGGGGGUGAAGCCCCAAACAGACUCAGAAUCAGCGUUAGGCCGGGGAAUCAGGAGCGCUAUGACAAUUUCCUCCAAAAUGGGGCAACUGCUAAAACAGACGCCAGUUUUCAUGCGUAUGACUCUCACCCAAAUACCUACUACCUGCAAACCUUUGGCCACAACACUUUGGAUGCUGUGCCCAAGAUCGAGUACUAUCGCAACACCGGCAGCAUCAGUGGGCCCAAGGUCAACCGGCCCAGCCUGCUGGAGAUACAUGAGCAACUUGCAAAGAAUGUGGCUGUGACUCCAGGUUCAGCUGACAGGGUUGCUAAUGGCGACGGGAUGCCUGGAGAUGAGCAGACUGAAAACAAGGAAGAAGAGGACACAGGCGGUGCUGUGAAGUUUGGCUGGGUGAAAGGCGUGCUGGUAAGAUGCAUGCUGAAUAUCUGGGGCGUCAUGCUCUUCAUUCGCCUUUCCUGGAUUGUUGGAGAAGCUGGAAUUGGUCUCGGAGUCAUCAUCAUUGGCUUGAGUGUGGUGGUGACAACACUAACAGGUAUUUCCAUGUCCGCUAUUUGCACAAAUGGAGUAGUGAGAGGAGGUGGGGCCUACUAUCUUAUUUCCAGAAGCUUAGGGCCCGAGUUCGGUGGGUCUAUAGGCUUGAUCUUUGCGUUUGCCAAUGCAGUGGCCGUGGCUAUGUACGUGGUGGGAUUUGCUGAGACGGUGGUAGAUCUCCUUAAGGAGAGUGAUUCAAUGAUGGUGGAUCCUGUCAAUGACAUCCGGAUAAUAGGCGCCAUCACAGUGGUGAUUCUUUUAGGAAUUUCAGUAGCUGGAAUGGAAUGGGAAGCAAAGGCUCAAGUGAUUCUUCUGAUCAUUCUUCUCAUCGCUAUUGCAAAUUUCUUCAUUGGAACCGUCAUUCCAUCCAACAAUGAGAAGAGGUCCAGAGGCUUCUUUAAUUACCAAGCAUCAAUAUUUGCAGAAAAUUUUGGGCCAAGCUUCACAAAGGGAGAAGGCUUCUUCUCUGUCUUUGCCAUUUUUUUCCCAGCAGCUACUGGGAUUCUUGCUGGUGCCAACAUCUCAGGAGAUUUGGAGGAUCCCCAAGAUGCCAUCCCCAGAGGAACCAUGCUGGCUAUUUUCAUCACCACCGUGGCCUACAUAGGAGUUGCCAUUUGUGUAGGAGCCUGUGUGGUCCGAGACGCCACUGGAAGUAUGAACGACACCAUCAUCUCUGAAAUGAACUGCAAUGGUUCAGCAGCCUGUGGCUUGGGCUAUGACUUUUCGAGAUGUCGGCAUGAACCAUGUCAGUAUGGACUGAUGAACAAUUUCCAGGUCAUGAGCAUGGUGUCUGGGUUUGGCCCCCUCAUCACUGCUGGGAUCUUUUCUGCAACGCUCUCCUCGGCCCUGGCCUCCCUCGUCAGCGCACCCAAGGUGUUCCAGGCUCUGUGCAAGGACAACAUCUACAAAGCCUUGCAGUUCUUUGCAAAGGGAUACGGGAAAAACAACGAGCCCCUGAGAGGAUAUUUUCUCACCUUUGUUAUUGCCAUGGCGUUCAUUCUUAUUGCGGAACUAAACACCAUUGCGCCCAUCAUCUCCAACUUCUUCCUGGCCUCAUAUGCACUUAUUAAUUUCUCCUGCUUCCAUGCCUCCUAUGCCAAGUCUCCAGGAUGGAGACCUGCGUAUGGAAUUUACAACAUGUGGGUGUCCCUUUUCGGAGCUGUUUUGUGCUGUGCAGUCAUGUUUGUCAUCAACUGGUGGGCAGCUGUCAUCACCUAUGUCAUUGAGUUCUUCCUCUAUGUCUAUGUGACUUAUAAGAAGCCAGAUGUGAACUGGGGCUCCUCCACACAGGCUCUUUCCUAUGUGAGCGCUUUAGACAAUGCUCUGGAACUAACCACCGUGGAAGACCAUGUGAAAAACUUCAGGCCCCAGUGCAUUGUCUUAACAGGGGCACCCAUGACAAGACCUGCUCUCUUGGACAUAACUCACGCCUUUACCAAGAACAGUGGCCUUUGCAUCUGCUGUGAAGUCUUUGUGGGGCCGCGCAAGCUGUGCGUUAAGGAGAUGAACAGUGGCAUGGUGAAAAAGCAGGCCUGGCUCAUAAAGAACAAACUCAAGGCCUUUUAUGCUGCAGUGGCGGCAGACUGUUUCCGAGAUGGUGUCCGGAGUCUUCUUCAGGCUUCAGGCUUGGGAAGAAUGAAACCAAACACUCUGGUGAUUGGAUAUAAAAAAAACUGGAGGGAAGCUCCCCUGACAGAGAUUGAGAACUACGUGGGAAUCAUACACGAUGCGUUUGAUUUUGAGAUUGGCGUGGUCAUAGUCAGAAUCAGCCAAGGGUUUGACAUCUCUCAGGUUCUUCAGGUGCAAGAAGAAUUAGAGAGAUUAGAACAGGAGAGACUGGCCCUGGAAGCCACUAUCAAGGAUAAUGAAUGUGAAGAAGGAAGCGGAGGCCUCCGGGGCUUGUUUAAAAAAGCUGGCAAGCUGAACAUCACUAAACCAGCUCCGAAGAAAAGCGGCAGCAUUAACACCAUUCAGUCGGUGCAUGUCGGGGAGUUCAACCAGAAGCUGGUAGAAGCCAGCACCCAAUUUAAAAAGAAGCAAGGAAAAGGCACAAUUGAUGUUUGGUGGUUAUUUGAUGACGGAGGGUUGACACUCCUUAUCCCCUAUAUCUUGACCAUCAGAAAAAAAUGGAAAGACUGUAAAUUAAGAAUCUAUGUUGGAGGGAAGGUCAACCGCAUCGAAGAAGAAAAAAUUGCAAUGGCUUCUCUUCUGAGCAAAUUUAGAAUAAAAUUUGCAGAAAUCCAUAUCAUUGGUGACAUCAACGUUAAGCCGAACAAAGAGAGCUGGAAAGUCUUUGAAGAGAUGAUUGAACCCUAUCGUCUCCAUGAAAGCUGCAAAGAUUUGACAACUGCUGAGAAAUUAAAAAGAGAAACUCCAUGGAAAAUUACAGAUGCAGCCCUGGAAGGGGUCAAGGAAAAGAGUUACCGCCAAGUUCGACUGAAUGAGCUCUUACAGGAGCAGUCAAGAGCUGCUAACCUCAUUGUCCUGAGUCUUCCGGUGGCAAGAAAAGGAUCUGUAUCGGAUUUGUUGUACAUGGCUUGGUUGGAAAUCCUCACGAAGAACCUCCCUCCUGUCUUACUAGUUAGAGGAAAUCACAAAAACGUCCUGACAUUUUAUUCUUAA